GACCUUGCUGUCUCGACCAAUUUUUUAUUUUAGAGAAAACAGAAAAUCUCAAAAACCAUGGCAAGUUUUUAGAAAGGCUGAUACAUCAGGGACAGAAAAUUACUUGUAUUAUUCGGUUAUUAUUGCAAAAGGGCUCAAUCAAAGAUUGGUGAUGUUCUUCCUGUUUUAAUUUGAUUUCUUAUCCUUUUUACAUUCCUUCUUUCAUAUCCAAGAAAAAGAUCACUACAAAUCUCAAGAGAUAAAGCACUGCUUUGGCACCUUUUAACAUUAUCAUUUGUGCUUGAUCCAAUUAAUACAACAGCUGUUAUAAUACUGCUGAUUUCACCAAAACCUACGAGCUAUGGCAAACAGCUCCAAUUUCACUAAAUCGAAUUUCGAUUCCAAAUCAAGUCUGUUAUCAUCACUUUCAAGUUCAAGAUCCUUAUCAAAACAAUCCUCUUCAUCACCAUUAAAUCCAAACAACAGCUUUCAUCAUCAACGACCAGAAAAUGAAGCAUCUCCAUCAAGAAGUAGCUCAACACUGUCGGAAAUCGGUAGUCAAGAUGAUCUUCAAAUCAAAUCUUCAAUUUCGCCUGCUUACAAACUGAGGAAGACCACACCAUAUGGUCAACUGCAAGAUGUUAACAAAUCGUCUUCAAAAUUGCAUAGAAUAUAUUCAGAAAAUGAAACAUCAAACUUUAGUCAGGUGAAUGGCAGAAGAAUGUUUGAUGAUCAAAGGCACAGACCACACAGAACCAAAUUUUUUGAACGUCAGUCCGAGUAUGUACCAGAUAGUCCAUUACAAUUCACAGCUAGAAGUUUUUCAAACUUUUAUCAAGCAAAUACCGCUAUUGAAGCCCCAAAAUAUAAGGGCCUUGAAGAUGAAUACAUUCCUGACUUUGAUUUCAGUAAUACUAUUCAACAAUGGACUGAUUCUUAUUAUGCUGGUGCAAAUUACGAUCGUUCUUAUGAUUCUUCAUUGAAUGAUAGCAUGCCAUCAUCAAUGAUUUCACGUCCAUUAACUCCAGUUGGUAAACUUCAUUCUCAGGUCAGCCCAGUUACCGUUCCAAGACCAAAACGAGAGGGGCUCAGUAUUAAAACAGAUGAAGAAGGCUUAACAAAUGAUGAAGAAUUGAUUAUAGCCAAACUACCACACAACUUUACAGACUUACCAUUUUCAGUGAGGCGGAAACUACUGGCUGACCUUUCACCAAAUGGUAAUGUUGAGACAAUUAAUAAAAUUGUGAAGAAAAAAUUCAGAAAGAGACAAAAAAGUUCACCUGCAGUUCAAUUUUUAUCAAGUUUCAGUGAUCGUUCAUACAAAGCCGAUGAUAAAGAAAAUAUAGUAUUGGACCAUUCUUUAGGAGGAAUCAUUGGCUAUGGUGCUUGGGGUAUUAUAAGAGAAUGUACUUCACCUGAAGGUCAAACAAGGGCAAUGAAGAUUGUUCGUGUUAAAAAUGAUGCUGCUCGCGAGUUUUUCAAAAGAGAAACAAUUAUUUGGGCACAGUUACACCAUGAUAAUAUUUUAAGAUUAAUCAAUGUUAAAGAAUCUUCUAAUGCUAUUUACUGUUUAAUGGAUAGAGCAUAUGGUGGUACAUUAUUUGAUUUGGUUUCAAAAUGGGGAGUUUAUCCCUCAAAAUCUAUCCAAGCUAAAGAGAGACUAUCGAUAAUCAAAAGAUACACUAAAGAUAUUUUGUCUGGAUUGAUGUACAUGCAUUCAAAGGGAAUUGUUCAUGGUGAUGUUAAACUUGAAAACUGUUUGGUGACUAAUAAAACCUCUUCGGGAAAAAUUCUGUUGUGUGAUUUUGGUAUGAGUUUAAGAUUCAUGAACCCAAUAGAUUCUGAUGAAGUGACAUUGCCUAAAAACAAUACUAAAAUCAAAAGACGUCCCUCAAUUCCAAGAUCUUAUUCUGGAAAUAGUUUGAAAUCACCAAAGUCAUUACUGAAAAUUUUUUCUGAAAGAUCAUCAGCAAAUGAGGAUUCUAAAAUCAAUACAAAUACUGAUAAUCACCAGAAAGCAAUAGGUUCUGUCCCUGAUUCACCAUUUUCUCCAAAACCUUUUGAAUAUGAAUCCAAACAGCUAAUUGAUGCAACCCUUCCACACUCGCACAUUGGAUCGUUGCCAUAUGCUGCUCCAGAAUUGCUUGAAAGUUCACCACCACCUUUAGGACCAUCUGCUGAUAUAUGGGCGUUUGGUGUUCUGCUGUACACGAUGAUUGUUGGUAAACUUCCAUUCCAACAUUCCUUUGAACCUAGGUUACGUGCUAUGAUCGCAGCUGGUAAAUACGAUACUGAUUCUUUGAAAAUUGCUGCUCAAAACAACCAAGAAUUAUAUGACACUGUGGUUGGGUGUCUAACGAUUGAUAUGAAUAAAAGAUUGAACCUCGGUGAAGUGAUGACUCUGAUUGAAGGUGUUAAUAUCCAAGAAGAUGCACAAUAAUCUAUAAUGAUUCGUUAUAUUAAUGAUCAUAUAUGCUAGAAUCAUUCGUUGUCCUAUGUUAUGUUAUUUAUUCCUUAGCGGUUAUGAUUGCAAAGUUUAUAUAUUAUGUAUUUUGUUUACUAUUAUGUUCUAUAUAUUAUUUAUUAAUUGCAUUCAUAU
Hansenula anomala is the source of this 2578-nucleotide messenger RNA. It is a transcript of the gene NNK1, whose product is annotated as protein kinase NNK1. NCBI's taxonomy places the organism in Eukaryota, Fungi, Ascomycota, Saccharomycetes, Phaffomycetales, Wickerhamomycetaceae. The record is from RefSeq and is a predicted model, not a curated record. Gene Ontology annotation, cellular component: cytoplasm. Gene Ontology annotation, molecular function: protein serine/threonine kinase activity; ATP binding; tau-protein kinase activity. The transcript has 2 exons. Gene Ontology annotation, biological process: protein phosphorylation; microtubule cytoskeleton organization; intracellular signal transduction. Bases 341 to 2419 code for a protein of 692 amino acids.